Drosophila yakuba is the source of this 3316-nucleotide messenger RNA. Its product is annotated as protein krueppel. Gene Ontology annotation, molecular function: DNA-binding transcription factor activity; RNA polymerase II cis-regulatory region sequence-specific DNA binding. Gene Ontology annotation, biological process: regulation of transcription by RNA polymerase II. The coding region runs from base 354 to 1862 and encodes 502 amino acids. The transcript is spliced from 2 exons. The record is from RefSeq and is a predicted model, not a curated record. NCBI's taxonomy places the organism in Eukaryota, Metazoa, Arthropoda, Insecta, Diptera, Drosophilidae.
CUCACGCAGCGAAUUUGUAUCAGUCGUGAUUUGGCUCUGUCAGCGAAAGGAACAACCAUUUGUUGUGCCACACACAACCGCGAAAAAUAUAAUCGAAUCAAAUUUCAACUACCUCAUUUUGCAAAAUCGGUGAACUUUUAGAAAAGGAAAUUUUAGUGAAAUCUCUCUACCUCAAAGUACAAAAGUGCGUAAAAAAUUGUUCAUAUCCCUGAAAGUGCACAAUUUGCUCAAAUGAAAUCUGUUGUCUAAAAAACUAAAGCUACAAAACUACUAAGGCGAAUAAUUUAAGUGUUUGCUGAGUGGAGUAGGAAAUUGCGCGAGCACACAAUUAUAAGCACAGGAAAAAUUUAUUGAUGUCCAUAUCAAUGCUUCAAGACGCACAAACGCGAACCUUAGCUGCUGCAUUAGCUGGCAUAAAACAAGAGGACGUCGCUCUGGACCGUUCCAUGUCGCUAUCGCCUCCCAUGUCGGCCAACACAUCAGCCACAACCGCCGCAGCGAUGUACCCAGCUAUGGGUCUCCAACAGGCGGCAGCUGCCUCAGCAUUCGGAAUGCUCUCACCCACCCAACUUCUGGCUGCAAACCGUCAGGCUGCUGCAUUCAUGGCCCAACUGCCCAUGAGCACAUUGGCUAACACGCUCUUUCCACACAAUCCGGCGGCUUUGUUUGGGGCUUGGGCUGCCCAACAGACGCUCCCGACCCAGGGCACGCAUUUACAUUCGCCGCCCGCCAGCCCACACUCGCCGCUGUCUACGCCUCUAGGCAGUGGGAAGCACCCGUUAAGUUCCCCCAACAGCACACCCCAGCACCAUGAGCCAGCGAAGAAGGCUCGAAAAUUGUCGGUUAAGAAGGAGUUCCAGACCGAGAUCAGCAUGAGUGUAAACGAUCUUUACCAUACACCGGGAGGCCCCAUAUCUCCGCCCUCCAGUGGCAGCUCGCCCAACUCAACGCACGACGGAACGGGUGGCAAUGCUGGAGGAGUCGCUGUCUCCAAGGACCCAUCUCGCGACAAAAGCUUCACCUGCAAAAUCUGCUCACGCAGCUUUGGCUAUAAGCACGUGCUACAGAACCACGAACGCACCCACACCGGGGAGAAGCCUUUCGAAUGCCCGGAGUGCCACAAACGGUUUACUCGUGACCAUCAUUUAAAAACCCACAUGCGUCUGCAUACUGGAGAGAAGCCAUAUCAUUGCUCGCACUGCGAUCGGCAAUUCGUUCAGGUGGCUAAUCUUAGAAGACAUUUGCGAGUACACACUGGCGAGCGUCCCUACACGUGUGAAAUCUGCGAUGGCAAAUUCAGUGACUCCAAUCAGCUAAAGUCACACAUGCUGGUUCACAACGGCGAAAAGCCGUUCGAGUGCGACCGUUGCCACAUGAAGUUCCGACGGCGCCACCAUCUGAUGAAUCAUAAGUGUGGCAUUCAGUCGCCGCCUACUCCAGCUCUUUCACCAGCCAUGAGUGGAGAUUACCCCAUGGCAGUCUCCGCAAUGGCUAUCGAAUCAUCCACGAAUAAAUUUGCGGCAAUGUGUGCCAACUAUGGAGGUUCGGAUGAGUCGGUCGACAUGGAAAAAGCAACAACGGAAGACGAUGGUCCAUUGGAUUUGUCUGAGGAUGGAGCCAGCUCUGUAGAUGGCCAUUGCAGCAGCAUCGCACGGCGCAAGGCCCAGGACAUUCGCCGAGUGUUUCGCCUACCUCCACCGCAAAUCCCUCACGUACCCAGUGAUAUGCCUGAGCAAACCGAGCCAGAGGAUUUGAGCAUGCAUUCGCCCCGCUCGAUCGGAUCUCAUGAGCAAACCGAUGAUAUAGACUUGUAUGAUUUGGAUGACGCCGCUGCUCCUUAUAUGGGCCAUACACAACAUUAGGCCAGUACCAUACCUAAUUGUAUAUAGCCAUAAUCAGUUUUCAUUAGAUGGAAUUGACUGGCAUUUAUUAAAACAAAAUUUAAAAUUUUGCUAUUUCGAAGUGGGAAGUAAAAAUUGUUGCAACAGGAAUUUAAUGAUAAGUACAAGUAAAAAAAAAUCACAAUACAUACGAGACUAGAAAAAGAUUAGGACAUACACAAAACAAACUCUAAAAUUGUACAAAGUAAGCCCUGCCAUAUGCUUGUUGCCGCCAAACCCCACCAAAUCAAAUCGAAAAUGUCGUGCCAUUCUUUACCUUAAGUUUAAAUUAUAUUCUUAGGUUUCAAAGCAUCUUAAAUUGUACAUAUUCAUCUUACGCUGCUGCCAAUUGUAAAGUAAUCGGCGCUCUAAAAAUGUAUUGUAACAGAAAAUGAAAAGACAUGGUUUAAUUAGGAAAUCUAUAAAUAAUUUUAUUUAAUUUAAUAGAUUAAUUUUAUAUAAUUUGAUAAAAAUUCUUUGAGAAAACAAUGCCAAUAAUCUUGAAAUCAAAACUAACUUUAAGUUAAAUAAUAAAAAAAAAACAUCUGUUCGCUAAUUGUUUUGUUUGCAUUUACUAUUUAAAACUAUUAUUAUAUAUAAUAACUGAGUUAAUCCUGUUUUUUUAAGCUCGUUCUAAAUAUAUUGGCUUUUAUAUUUAUACUUUUAUAAAUAUUUGGUUCAAUUGCUGCUGCUUGAAAUAUAAAGAAUAAAUAAAAAUGGAAAAACAAUAGUAACGUUUAUAUUUAACUGUUUCGUUUUUUAUUUGUAAGAUUACAUUUUAAACAGCGUUCCCGCAGUUUAUCUUAAUUUUCAUCCAUUUUUAAAUAAAUAUUUUUAUUGUUGCAAACAAUAAUAUAUAUUCCAAAAGCAUUACCUUAAUGUAGAUCAAUGCGUAUCAAAAGUAUGUUAGUCCCAUGUAUCUUAGCACUCGUAACUAUUAGUUUUAAUUGUAAGACAUGAACCAAAUACACAGGAAAAAAAUGCUAUAACCAAAUACCUCCAAUACCUCUGUAUCGAAAUUGUUGUGAGCUGAACAGUAUAUACAUUCAACAAUUUGGCAAUCGUACAAUUCAACUGAAUUUAUAUACAACAAUUAGAAAUAUAAAUUAUGAUGCAAAAACAAUUUAUAUGUAUGUAUUACAAUUUUGAUGCAUAUUUUAAAGGACCUAAAAUAAGAAAUCAAUUUUGAAUACUAGGAAAAUUUGAUGUAAAAAUAUUUAAGGUUGUAUAUAACAAUAUAAAUGUAAACUUUAAAAUAAUUUUAGUGCAAUUUUUGGUUCCAUUCUUCAGUAAGCUAACAAGCUUACUGCUUUUAUUUCAAAACGUUGUAAAGUCAUAAAAAUGCAACAAAUUAAUAUGUAAUUUUCUUUGUUCAUUCAAAUGUAUGGUAUACAAGUUCCUCAAGAUUAAAAGAAUACAAAACUUAUAAACUAAAA